Molecule: messenger RNA, 4420 nt
Organism: Pristis pectinata (smalltooth sawfish)
Lineage: Eukaryota; Metazoa; Chordata; Chondrichthyes; Rhinopristiformes; Pristidae
Gene: fhad1
Product: forkhead-associated (FHA) phosphopeptide binding domain 1
Exons: 31
Coding region: 98-4216 (1372 amino acids)
Molecular function (GO): protein binding
Source: RefSeq, a predicted model, not a curated record
GGCGACUGGGUGGCUGAGCGGUGGGUGAGUCCCGGCCCGGGCUCGGUCACUCUCCGAGCGCGACAGGGAUCGGCUCCGGGACACUUUCAUUAUUCCGAUGACAGGAAACAGCAUGAAAGGUUUUUUAAAAGGGUCUGGUGGGGUCCAUGUACUGAAAGCUAAGACAACGUGCAUCGGUCGACUCGAGGACUCUGACCUAUGUUUGAAGAAUGGAGGAAUUGAAGAUCGCCACGCUCUGAUUGAGCUGAGCGAUUCCGAGAACUGUUUUGUUCUUCAGGACCUGAACUCCGUAAAUGGAACGUUUGUUAACGACUGUCGUAUCCAGAAUGCAGCAGUUCGGCUGGCACCAGGGGAUGUGCUACAUUUUGGGUUUGGAGGGGACACUUACGAGCUGGUGGUAGAGACUAUACCUUCGGUGUUGUGUCCUCUGGUGAGUCAGCGCUCAGCAUGGCCCGGGCACCUCCAGCUCAUCGAGGACACCAGGUCUUGCUCUCCCCCUGUCGUCGCUUCCCAGCUUCCAGCACUCUCUACCCUGAGUUCCGCAAGCGCCCCUGGUGGAUCGAUCCAAGGAGGCGGUGCAACUGUUCCUCACCCACCCCUGAGAAAGCGGGCAGCGAGUGCGGGCAGCAGACGGGUGACCACCAGCUAUUCCGCUGACAGCAGCCCCCCUGGCAUGACACGAGGGGCCUGGACUAAUACCCCAGGUCGGUCGAUGGGGACUGGGCCUCCUAUAUCUGGCUCUCAGAGUCUGGAACUGCUCCUACAGGAGAAGGAGCAACAAACCCUGAGAAUGCAAGAUGAGAUUAGCCGCCUGGCUGUUUUUGAAAGCAAAUCCAAGCACAAAGACGGCAUCAUUGCCAAGCUACGUGACGAAGUUGCUGCCUUGAAGCACCAAUUGACCCAAAUGAAUAAUACUCAAGAUGAACAAGAGAUCACACAACACUUAGUCACACUAGGGUAUGAGAUUGAAGCCAAGAAGGAGGAGAUUGAGAUGCUGAAAGAUAAGAUUACUGAGCUUCAGAAGGGUUCCAGUGAAGUUAUGCGGCAUUCUCUGACUGAAAGAGAUCUGGAGAUUGCUAAACUCAAGAAGGAAGCUGAACAACUGAAGAAAGACAACAACAUUAUCACAGGGCUGGUGACCAGCUUGCAACGUGAGGUCACAGCUAAGGAGCACCAACUGCUGAAGGUAAAUGCAGAGGGAGAGAAAUUGAGGAAAGUGAUCCAAGAGAAGAGCAAUCAGUUGGCAGCCAUGUCGGCCAAGUUUUCAAGAAUGAGAGAAACCAAUAAUCACCAAGAGGAGCUGGUGGCCAAGGAGAAGGAACUGGUGACCCACAGGCAUAGUGUGAAGCAGCUGGAGAGCCGAUUGAGGGAGAUGGAGUCAGAGAUCGAGCAGCUUCGUAGUCAACAGGACAAUAUGAAGACAAGUGCAUCUGAGGAGAGGCUGGCCCAGGAGCAGCUCCAGGAUGAGCUGGAGAGGACCAGGCUCCAGGUGCAGGAGAUGGGCCGAAGGGAGCGGCUGGUGAGGGUGGACCUGGAGCAGACCCAGGCCAGGGUAGGAGAACAAGGAGAACACGUCCAUGGAGACAUUCAAGCUCAGAUUCACAACCUGGAGCGAUUCCGAAGUCGAAUCUUGCAGACGACGUACUCUGCUCCAGGAGUUCAAUCUCCUAAAGAGGCUGUUUCAGAUCAGCAGGUGAUUGAGCAGAUGAAGCAGAUCAUUGAUGAGCGGGCGGAGUUCAAGGAGAAACUGCAGGACGAGAUGGAUUCGAAAGCGGUGGAAAAGGAGGAGAGGCUCAGCAAGGUGGAGGGACUGAGGAGAGCGCUGCAAGAGAGCGAGGCUCGUCUGCGCACUGACUUUGGGAACCGUGUGAAGCAAGAGUUUGAGACGCUUCAAGCACUCUCUGUUGACCAGACUCUUCUGUGGGUCCAGAAAGCCGCCACUGGCAUUUUAAGUAGCACGUUGUCAUGGUUGCACCCAUUAGAACAGAGCCUAAUGGAUGCUGGGAUGGACGUAUCAAGCUGUGAAGGAGGAAUCAGUAGAUGUGUCCAGUUGCUGCAGCAGAAACUUCACAAGGCAGAGGAGCAAACAAAGACAUUGCAGGAACAGGUGGAUCAGAUGCAGAAUUCCAGGGAUUGUGAGAGACGGGAGCAGCUGAACGCUCUGCAGGCAGAGUGUAAGCAACAGAUGGAGGAAGAGUUUAGACGUUGGCAGUCAGAGGUUCACGAGCAACACAGCCAGCAACUGGCUGAGGCACUGGCUCUGGAGAAGGAGAAGGGGAUGGAAGCAGUGGAGGAGGAGAGGAGGAGGCAUGGGGAAACCAAGCUUCAUCUCCAAGAGCUGAACGAGAAUGCAGUGGUGAAAUGUCAGGAGGUAGAAACUCUGAACGUGCGGUUGGAUAACACAUCGCAAGCACUAGAGGAAGCAAGGAAGAUGGAGGUUGGUCUGCGGGAGGAGCUGGCAGCCCAGAGGCGACAUCAGAAAGCAGAGAGCCAGGAGCUCGGGAAUCGAAUUGAAGUUGAGAGACGAAAUCACCAGAAUGAGGUUGUGGAAUUCAAGGAGCAGAUCCGGCAACAUUCUCGGACAAUCGUGGCUCUGGAGGAGAGGCUGCACACUGUCACUAAACAGCAACAGGUGGCAGAAGAAGAAAGGGUGAUACUGUCAGGCAAAUUGAAAGACGCUAGGAAGGAGCUGGAAGAGGAGAAGAAUCGGGCCCUGAUGCAGCCUGUACAACCACCACCACCACCUGUGAUAGCACCAACAGCAGCAGACAUCCAUGCCCAGGAACAGGUCUGCGCCUUACUCCAGAAAGAGUUAGCAGAGUCUGGGAUGAAGAUCCUGGCCCAGCAGGAUGUUAUCAUGGGAUUGAGAAGGGAUCUGGCUGGUGCAAAUGCCAAGAUGUCAGACCUGGCAGGAGAGCUGAGUGAGAAACAGAAAGUGGAACUUGAGCAGAACCGUGUGCUGGUUCGCAGUCAGGCACUGGAACUGAACACUCUGCGGCAACAACUAGCCAAGAUGUCCCAGCUGGUAGAGAAGAAGAAUGAAAAAUUCCAAAGCAUAAACUCAGAGCUGAGGGCCUGCAAGGAGAAGCUGGAACAGCAGAAAGCUGCAAAGAAGGAGAAGGAAAUGCAGUGCAAGAAACUGCAACAAGAACUCAGUGAACGAGAAAACCAGCAACAACAGGGCGUUGUGCACACUGAGUUGCAAGAUAAGGUGAACUCUGACCUUACGAUGGUUGCCGCACAGUGCAAAGGUCACCGGCAUGAGGAGGUUAUUCAGCGGCAGCGUGAAGCACUGGCUGAGUUACGAACCAGGAUAAAGGCUCUGGAACAAGCUCACACUCCCAGAACCAGCCAGGAAGAAGCCUUACAGCACUUGAUGAUUCUGAAGAAGGAGCUGACGGACUUGCAGAUCCAGCGAAUGCUCAGCAAUAACGAAUCCCCUGGCAGCUCCUUGCAAAGUAAUGAUGAAGCUAAAAUGAAGCAACACGGUAACUCUUUUGCCCUUUCUGAUGCUUCCAUCGAGAGGACAGCAUUGUUGGAAACGUCUGAGGCUCUGGACCUUAGCGAGAGGACGUACCUCGAUCUGGUGAAGGCUCUUUCAUGCCUCCUCAACGUGAAGGAGCUGUCAGGCUCACUGUCACUGAAGCAUGUUCCGCAGGACGAGAGGGAGAAGCUUGGGAAAGCCCGGCAGAGGGAUGUGGAGCUGCUGAACGGCCGCAUCAAUCAGCUGAAGACUCAGUUGGCGAGGAAAGACGAACUGUUGGGAAGUUACGAGAAAGACCUGGAACAACUCAGACGCUCACAGAUCGCUCUACACAAAAAACAGGCUGACGUGGAGAGCUUACAGGGGCGGUUGCAGAGCCAGAUUGAGGAGAACAGCCUGAUACGAGAGUCCAUGGAACGAAUGCAGUUGCAUUUUGACCAGGAGAAGAGGCUGAACAAAGCCACCAAGCAGCGUAAGCCUAUCCAUAUAGAACAGUUGGAGAGACAAAGAACAAAGUCUCCAUCUCAUAGCUGUGUGAAGGAGGAUAUUCAUGGUAAGGCCGAGGCUCGAAAGAAAAUGAUGGAGGAGAAGCUGAAGAGGAAGGAUUAUGAGAUUGAAGUUCUGAAGAGAGAGCUGAGGAAGCAAGGCCAGGACCUGUGUGACACGACGACACAGCUCGUCAACCUCCAGAACUCUCUGGAGAUGAAACAGAGGAAACUCCAAGAGGAGUGAGAAACAGAUCAAUCCAAGAUAUACUGAAGCCUUCACACACUCUCACAGUGCACCCUGGGCUGGUUUAUUGCUAGAAAAUUUAUUUUUAGAGAGACCAAUAUCUCUGCUAUUUCUCUAACUUGAUUUGUCAAGUGUUAAUAUUGCAUCUUGUGAAUUCUGUAUUUAUGCAAACCUUUCAUGGUCUCAACUGAAGUAUUUGUUGAA